AUGGUUCUAGGUGUGUUUCUGGGGCUUGUUCUCUCAUGUCUGCUUCUCCUUUCACUAUGGAGGCAGAGCUCUCAGAGAAGAAAGCUUCCUCCUGGACCCACUCCUCUCCCAAUCAUUGGAAAUAUUCUUCAGGUAGAUCUUAAGAACAUCAGCCAGUCACUAAGGGAUCUUUCAAAGGUCUAUGGCCCUGUGUUCACCUUGUACUUGGGCAGGAAGCCUGCUGUGGUGUUACAUGGGUAUGAGGCAGUGAAGGAAGCUCUGAUUGAUCAUGGGGAGGAGUUUGCUGGAAGAGGAAGCUUCCCAGUGGUUGAAAGAUUUAAGAAAGGCCUUGGAAUUGUUUUUAGCAAUGGAAGGAACUGGAAAGAGACACGGCGCUUCUCACUCAUGACUCUGAGGAACUUUGGGAUGGGGAAAAGAAGCAUUGAGGACCGUGUUCAAGAGGAAGCUCGCUGUCUUGUGGAGGAACUGAGGAAAACCAAUGGCUCACCCUGUGAUCCCACCUUCAUCCUGGGCUGUGCUCCCUGCAAUGUCAUCUGCUCCAUUGUUUUCCAGAAUCGUUUUGAUUAUAAAGAUCAGGAUUUUCUUAACUUGAUGAACAAUUUAAAUGAAAAUGUCAAGAUUAUGAGUUCCCCUUGGAUGCAGGUUUGCAAUAAUUUUCCUGUUAUCAUUGAUCAUCUACCAGGGAGCCAUACUAAAUUACUUAAAAAUCUCACUUCCUUAAAACGUUAUUGUUUGGAAAAAGUAAAAGAACACCAAGAAUCACUGGAUGUUAAUAAUCCUCGGGACUUUAUUGAUUGUUUCCUGAUCAAAAUGGAGCAGGAAAAACACAACCCGAAGGCCGAGUUUACUUAUGAAAACUUUGCAGUCACCACAUCUGACCUGUUUGCUGCUGGGACAGAGACAACAAGCACAACACUGAGGUACUCUCUGCUGCUCCUGCUCAAGCACCCAGAAGUCACAGCCAAAGUCCAGGAAGAGAUUGACCAUGUGAUUGGUAGACACAGAAGCCCCUGCAUGCAGGACAGGAGUCACAUGCCCUACACAGAUGCUGUGUUGCAUGAGAUUCAGAGGUACAUUGACCUCCUUCCCACCAGUCUGCCCCAUGCAGUGACCUGUGACAUUAAAUUCAGAAACUAUCUCAUUCCCAAGGGUACUACUGUAAUAACAUCACUGACAUCUGUGCUACAUGAUGACAAAGAAUUCCCCAACCCAAAGAGGUUUGAUCCUGGACACUUUCUGGAUGAGAACGGCAAGUUUAAGAAAAGUGACUACUCUAUUCCUUUCUCAACAGGAAAACGAAUUUGUGUAGGAGAAGGCCUGGCCCGAAUGGAGUUGUUUUUAUUCCUGACCACCAUUUUGCAGAACUUUAAUCUGAAAUCUCCAGUUGACCUAAAAGACCUUGAUACUACUGCAGUUGCCAAUGGAUUUGUUUCUGUGCCACCUGAGUUCCGGAUCUGCUUCAUCCCAGUCUGA
This is a messenger RNA of Peromyscus eremicus (cactus mouse), 1473 nucleotides long. RefSeq names its product cytochrome P450 2C42-like. The transcript is spliced from 9 exons. The coding region runs from base 1 to 1473 and encodes 490 amino acids. Gene Ontology annotation, biological process: xenobiotic metabolic process. The record is from RefSeq and is a predicted model, not a curated record. Gene Ontology annotation, cellular component: intracellular membrane-bounded organelle; cytoplasm. Gene Ontology annotation, molecular function: heme binding; oxidoreductase activity, acting on paired donors, with incorporation or reduction of molecular oxygen, reduced flavin or flavoprotein as one donor, and incorporation of one atom of oxygen; iron ion binding. Lineage: Eukaryota; Metazoa; Chordata; Mammalia; Rodentia; Cricetidae.